Messenger RNA from Rhea pennata, 3665 nucleotides. It is a transcript of the gene TMEM52, whose product is annotated as transmembrane protein 52. Lineage: Eukaryota; Metazoa; Chordata; Aves; Rheiformes; Rheidae. The record is from RefSeq and is a predicted model, not a curated record. The coding region runs from base 1 to 690 and encodes 229 amino acids. The transcript has 5 exons.
AUGGCCGGCGCGCGGCGGCGGCGCGGGGCGCUCUGGGCGCUGCUGGCGGCGCUGCUGGCGGCGCUGCAGGCAUCGCUCUGUUCUUCUGAGAAUAACUGCGAGAACUAUGAUCAAUGCACUCAGAACACAUCUAAUUGGACAAGCCUGUGGUAUGUCUGGUUAAUCUUGUUGACUGUAUUUAUGCUCCUGCUCUGUGGGAUCACAGCAAGCUGCGUGAAAUUUUGCUGCCAGAAGAGGAGGCCUCCAGUUCAGGCCUUCCCUACACACCCCUGUGAUUUGACUGUUAUUGUUAUUGAAAAUGACAGCACUGCCCACAGCACAGUGACCUCAUACAGUUCUUUGCAGUGUCCUCCAUGUGCCCCUAUUCCAUUGUCAUACAUGGAUAUGGAUAGGAACACUCUUCCCCCUCCAGCUUACAGUCUCUUUGCAAUGGAGUUGCCACCUUCUUAUGAUGAAGCUAUCCAAAUAGGUAAACAAUAUAUUGAGACAGCACUGGUAAGCCAGAAACUUGAUGACAUCCCUGGACAGGUGAUACCAGGUAGCGGACUCAACCCCAUCCAGUGUUCACUUGGUACAGUUAACAGAGAUCCAGCAACACAGCCAAAUUCUGAAAAUUCACAAGAUGCAGCAAAAGAACACCUUAGCUCUACCUCAUUUCAGGUGGGGAAUAAAGCAAGAGGAGGACUGUAAGAGUCACAGAAGAUGCAAAGAGUUUGGUUGUAUAGGCAUAUUAUUACAGAAAGAUGUUUCCUGUUGUGCCCUUGUAAUGAUCCAUCAGUUAGAAGAAAUGUUGCUUGUGACUGCUGUAAUCCCCUGGUAAAGUUUCUUCAAGGAUAUGAAAUGAAAUAAAAUGGCAGCAGUCUAAAAAUGCUUGUAAAAGUAAGACAUGGAGCUUGCUUGUUUUCUGAUUUAAAAACAAAAAAUGAUUCCUUGUGGCCAGCAUAUGGCAGUAAAAAAGGUGGGAAUGCUGCCAUCUUAGGAACAUAAAGAGCCAGAAUGGUAUAAACAGCAGAUUGUUGUUCCAGAAUAGAAACUUCCCAAACCUGAAUUGAAAGUGGAAUUCCAGCGUGUCAAAGUGAAGAGCAUCUAUAGUUUGUCUCUUGUUUUGGGAAAGUUAACUGUCCUGCAAUUUGCUGGAGCACUGAACUCAUUGCUAUGUGAUGGCAAAUGUUCCUUAAACUGAAGGAAAAAUGCAAAACAAGGACAUGAAAGUGUUUAUGAAGGGAAAGGCAUUAUGUUAUAUUUCACAACUAGAGACAAGGAAUGAGACAGAGGAGAGAUUAUUUUUGUUGGUCUUGAGACCUAAGGCAAUUGUUUGUGUUGUUUUAAUCUUCUACUUUCUAUUUUAAAUAUGAACUGGCUUGUGGGUGGGAUCUUUUUCCUAUAGUUCUUUGUCUGUUAUAGAACAAAAUAGUCUCACAGAGACACUUCUGCACAUGGUUGAGUAUUAUUAAGUUGUUUCAAAUAUUCAUGCUCUUUGCUGAUUGAUCCUGAUAGGUUUGAGAAUCAGUAUAAGCUGGAAAAUGUCCAUUGUUUUGGAAAGCCAAGAGCAUAAGUUUCAGAAUAUACAUAAGAUUGUAGUGCCAGACCUUUAUAAUCGGAUUUCUACUUUGUGGUGGUGUCUUUUAAUUAAAAAAAAUCUAAACCUCUUGCUGUUGAAAGAUUUAAUAACUCAAUCUGAGAAAUACCAAGAAGAAUAUCCUUUGUUUACUCUAUUUUUACAAGAAAAGAGAAUAUGGAAUAAUACAAAUAAUCGUUAGAGGAUCCUUCUGUAUAACCUAACUAAAUAUUACUAUGGCUGAUACAUUUAUACACAAACAUUGUUAAUUUAUUAGUAAAUACCUUCUUUUCCUUAAACUCUCAGUCCAUUAAAUCAUAGGUCUAUGAAGUAGAAUUAAUUCUGAUUUUGAGGGUAGCUUUUUCUAAUGGUAGCAUGAUGGCCUUGUCUGCUGUUUUCCACAACUGUUGAGAGGAAACCAACAAUGCAAUUACCCAUAGCUAAGAAGAAAUGAAUCUACAAGCUACACAUAAGUAACACUUCCCUGGGAUGAAAACCUCAAGAACAGAAAAAGAAAUCUAAAAUAUGAAACUUUUCUAGUUAUUUUGUAGAUGAACCUCCGGUUUGUGAAUACUGUUCUAAGAUUCCGCAUGGAAAAGCUCUUCAUGGCUGCUUGUGUGCCUGGUAAUGAGUAAAUCGGGUGCCAUUUGUUCUGUUCAGUAGCCUUUGUGAUAUGAAGACAUUGGAUGGCAUUUCAUAGAUUAAAAAAUGAAAAAUUAUGAUCAUGAGCCAUCCAUAAUCUCUGUAAAAGUUCAGGUAAGAAGGGAAUAGCACUAUGAAUCCCCUAGAAAAUAUGCUUCUUUUGCCACCUGUUAAAGGAUCAGCUGAAAAGUAGUGUUGCAUUAGAUUGUCAUUUAGUGACCAGUACCUUAAUGUUGAUCAAAAUCAUGAAACAAUACAUUUUAGUGUGGCUAGCUGUACGGUUUAGAAGCUGAGGCUUUCCCAAAAGAACAGGGAUUAUGGAAACUGUAAAUAUCACUUGCAUUAUUUUAGAUAAAUGUUAGAAUAUCAAGUUCAUUUUCUAUUCUUCUUGUUAUAAAAAUAACUUACCUGGGGAGGAAGUCAGUGUCACCAUUGGGAAAUCAUCUAAUCAGCUGAUACCCUAACCUAUGUAUCUGCCACAGCUGUAUAGCACUGGCUUUACCUAAUCAAAAGUAAUACUGUACCCAGAAGUUUUUUACAGAAGGUCGAGAUUACGGAACAUAGGCCAUCAAGAGUAAUCUUCCUAUUGCAGCUUUUUUUAUGAAAGAUUAAUGUGUGCAGGUAUUAUAACUACAUAGUCUUUCGUUACCAAGCAGCAGAAGGGGUGGGCAAAAAGUCUUGCUCAGCUUUUAAAAACAACUAUGCUCUGAUAACCAUUACUGCAAAAACCACCCUGGAGACAAGAAGCACUAAUGAUUUAAAAAUGAAGAUCUCUGCCAGCCAACAGAAAUGAGACUAGAAUCUCUGCUACAAAAUCAUGGUAUGUGAACUGUUCAACAGCAGGCUCCCUAGGGAAGUACUGGCUCUAUAUUUAACUUGCAUAUAGCUUACCAUGAGAGUUGCAGGAAAAGGUUGGUUUAACAAACCUGCUGUUUUUCUGUCUCUCCUGUCCUUAAUUAACUUCUUACUCUCUCCUUCCCCUUCUUUUUCUGAAACAAGGUGGGGAAUAGGCAGGAAUAAUUUUUUAAAACAAAAUGAAUUAGUAUAUUUGGAUGCCUCCAGCUGGAAGAGAUACAUAUGCUCAAUUCUCUGUGUCUCCAGGUCACAAAUACACCAAAUGUAUUCUUAUUUACUGAACCUUUCCAUCAAAAUAGCACUCAGAAACAAAUUCUGUGCUUUCUAAAGAUUCUAUCAUAAAGAUAGAAUUAGACUAGACUAGACAUAGAUAAAUUAGACUAGAAUUCUGGCCUUGUGUCCUAGGGAAUUUAGUGGUCUACAAGCUAUGCAAGGAUAAAAGCAUUUCUAUUUAAAUGAAAUUGCCAACAUAAAGGCCUCCCCUGAACUCCUAACCUCAACUAUUUAAUGGCUGUGAGUUUCAAACUUUCACUCUGUGCUCAGAAAAUGCAGUUUAUCUUAGGACCCUUCUUUAUUUCCCGUGAAAUAAAAAAUUAUGAAUUCUUCUGUA